GGGAGGAGUGAGAAAGAGAGAGAGGCAGACUGACUCUGUGAGCCAGAGAAUGGAAAAGCAGUGUGUGAGAGCAAGAGUGAGAGAGAGCACGAGUAUUCUGAGUUUAUGAGAGCGCCUCCACACGCAUCAUCAGAACAGAUUCACUUCAGUUACCGUAGGACAACACAGCAGAUUGCUAUCACAGCACACUGAGAGGAGGACACUAGAAGAAAGAGAUUGACUGAGAGCCUCUCUUUAUUAAGAGGGCACAUCGGGGGACUGACAAUAGCAGCCAACCAGAAGAGUCGUAGGUCGGUGUGUGCGUGAACUUCUUCUCCUUGGUGCCCGAGAGGUCACCACCCCUGCAAAGUACCGACAUGAUCCUGGAGGUCUUUCUGAUCUUGUGGCUGACAGGUCACGGAGUGAAUGCCAUGUUUGCUCAGCAGCCUCAAGACUUGGUAGUUGUGGCUGGUCAGCCGGUCACGCUCCCCUGCUCCAUCCCUGGUUACCACGGUGUUGUGCUCUGGAUCAAAGAUGGCCUCGCUUUGGGCGUUGGAAGAGAACUUAUAGGUUACCCUCGCUAUGCUGUGGUCGGGGAUCACGGAUCUGGCGAGCACCACCUUCGCAUCCAAAGGGUGGAGCUGACGGAUGAUGCUGUGUUCGAGUGCCAGGCCAUCCAGGCCGCCAUGAGGUCUCGUCCAGCUCGACUCACUGUGCUAGUUCCACCUGAUGACCCCGUUAUCAUCGGAGGGCCUGUGGUGAGCCUAAGAGCGGGCGACCACCUCAAUCUGACGUGUCACGCAGACAAUGCCAAACCCGCCGCCUCGAUCAUCUGGAUCCGAAACGGAGAGGUGCUGAAUGGAGCCACGUACUCUAAG
This is a messenger RNA of Sinocyclocheilus grahami, 857 nucleotides long. Its product is annotated as kin of IRRE-like protein 3. The annotation marks the transcript as partial. The record is from RefSeq and is a predicted model, not a curated record. Gene Ontology annotation, biological process: cell-cell adhesion; synapse assembly. Lineage: Eukaryota; Metazoa; Chordata; Actinopteri; Cypriniformes; Cyprinidae. Gene Ontology annotation, molecular function: cell adhesion molecule binding. The transcript has 4 exons. Gene Ontology annotation, cellular component: plasma membrane; cell-cell junction.